AUGCUCGCGGCACAGGUUCAUGUGCUAGGGAGGAUAUAUCACAAAAACUUGGUUACUCUGAUCGGAUUCUGCGAAGAAGGAACCAGCAACUUGGCUCUUGUUUACGAGUACUUAUCUGGAGGGGACUUGAAAGCUCUUCUUUCAGGACAUUCAGGUGUAUUCAUAAGCUGGAAAAGGAGACUUGCGAUUGCCUUUGAUACAGCAAAAGGACUGGAUUAUUUGCAUACUGGUUGCAGCCCGCCAAUAGUCCAUAGAGACGUGAAGCCGGCUAAUAUACUACUACAUCAAGAUUAUCGCCAGGCAAAAGUAGCUGAUUUUGGCUUCUCAAAAAUAUUUCCAGCUGAAUAUGUCUCAAAAUUAAAGACUCGAGUCAUUGGAACUACAGGUUAUCUUGAUCCCCAGUACCAUUUAACCGGACAGGUGAACGAAAAGAGCGACGUUUAUAGCUUUGGUGUCCUUCUGCUCGAGCUCAUAACAGGGAAAUCAGCAAUCAUAAAAAAUACAAACACCCAUUUAGUUCAAUGGGUAACACCUCUCUUUGAAAGAGGAGACAUAGGUAGUAUAUUGGACCCGAGACUGCAGCUAGAGAUAGGCGAAAACUACAACACCAUAUGGAGAGCAACAGAGCUAGCUAAGAAAUGUGUUGAAUUAGAUGCAGCAGAUAGACCAACCAUGAGUGACAUUGUUAUUGAAUUAAGGGAGUGCUUGGUUAGGGAGAACGCAGAUGUUGAGAGUCCGAGCUCGGCUACUUCAGAGAUGAUGACAGCCGUGGUUUCAGAUGCUUCAAUGAGUCCACAUCCUCGGUAGUAUGGUCACGAGUCCACAAGGGUUGCCAAAUUUAUCAUAGUGAUAUACUGAUAUGCUUUAGUAUUUUUAGAUGUAUACGCCUAGCUAGACAGCAGAGAGAGUGACAAAGGGCAAAUAAUGUCAUUCAUCUUUGCUUCUUUGGUAUCACUGUGAUAUAUUUAUGAUUUGUAAAUCACAAUUACUCCCACUCUAUGAUUAAAGUGGUGCUAAAAAAAUAAAAUCAAUCGUUUAUAUAUGAAAAGGACUUUUUUUUUUUUUUUUUUUUUUUUUUGAAAAAUACCUAUUAAAAACCCUUUAAAUUUGGAAACAACUAGCCUUAAAAUUUUAUUUCCAAAAAAUACCCUUAAAAAAAUUGAGUAGCACUAUCCACAAACAAAUUUUAACAAAUGAUUCCGUUUAUGAGCCCCCACUUCUUUGAAAUCCUAUUUAAAUACGGUAGAAAAAAAUUAUAACCCUAAUACGCUAGUUUGAAUGAUUAACCAUCCUAAUUUCAAAUUUACAUGACCUAUUCACCAUAAUUUCUAGAUAAACCAAAAUUACUAAAAUAUAUAAAACCUAAUUAUCCAAAUUGAUAAUACAUGAUUCGACCCCUAAUUCCCCAAAAUUAUAUAAACCCUGAUUCCUUAAAUUGACAAUUUAUAAUUACCUAAUCCUCUAAAUUGGAACCCUAAACCCCUAAAGAGAUUUAGAAACCUAAUCACCUAAAUUAAGAACCCUAAUUCCCCUAAUCGCCCAAAUUAAGAACCCUAAUUUAACAUUAAAUGUCUUACCACCAAUACUUUUUAUUUUCUUUAAAAUUAAUAGGUAGUGAAUGACAAUAAAAAAAUUUAUCACAGGUAUAAAAAAAAUAUUCAAUCAUAAAUUAAGUGUCUAUUAUAAUUUAACUCUAUGUCCCUUAAAAAAAAAAAUAAUAAUAAUUUAACUCUAUGUAAUGACCCAGAUAUUUUUCGGACCUAAAUAGUAAUUCUUACUUUAAAAAUGUAUUAUAUAAUUAUUAUUGAUAUUAUUCGUAUAAAUUUUUAUUAAAUCAUAUAAAAAAUAAAUAACAAAACUCAAUUACUCACUGUGUUGCCUAUUAUGUAUUCAUUAAAUAUAUGACUAGGAUAAGCAAG
Molecule: messenger RNA, 1919 nt
Organism: Chenopodium quinoa (quinoa)
Lineage: Eukaryota; Viridiplantae; Streptophyta; Magnoliopsida; Caryophyllales; Amaranthaceae
Product: putative leucine-rich repeat receptor-like serine/threonine-protein kinase At2g04300
Exons: 4
Coding region: 1-807 (268 amino acids)
Biological process (GO): protein phosphorylation
Molecular function (GO): protein kinase activity; ATP binding
Source: RefSeq, a predicted model, not a curated record